AUGAAUGAUACUCAAAAGCAACAGCAACCACGCUCAAAGAAGAUAGAACUCGUUAUUAUACCAGGAAGAAGCUUGGGGCCAUUUAGAUUAGGUUCUUCGUUAUGGGAUACGAUUCAUUUUCUAUCAGGUAAACCGCAGUUUUUUCCCUCAGUCGAACUCAAGUACAGUCAAGAGCAUCCAUUAGAUUUUGAUUUUAUUAUCGCAUUACCAGCAAAUGGGCUCAAUCUACGAUACGAUGGAUCGUUGCAGAGGUUGAAAUCUGUUGAAUGCUACGACCCAAGCAAGGUCAAGCUCGUUUAUCAGAGCAGCGAUGUGAGUUCAAGCAGAACAAUCCCGACAUUUCUACUGAUAUACAAAUCCUUUGGACCUACAUAUCCCGGUGAAUUUGACUCGAACCAAAGCAUCUACACACUCAAAUACCCUGGAUUAGCAUUCACGUUUCCGAUACCCAUCAAACACCAGAACUUGUACAAACUAUCGACGGAUCUACCUCUGGAAUUUCCUGAUGGCACAACACCCAUCGCAUCCAAAGUCAUUCUCUACAGCAACAGUAACACUUGGCAACAAGCAACUCUGCCUCCCUUGGCCAAAUUCAUUGCAGAGUCGAAUGCAAGUAAUUCAGCGAAAUACGGCAAAUUAGGCAAACGUGAGGUAGAGACGAUUAUCGCCAAGCCCACCCACGGCAUUACAUUACGAUUUCCAACACAUGGGAGUACAGCAGAUACCGAUAUAUCACUAGAUAAAUCAUCCACUAAUAUGACCAAUAACAGCAGCAGCAAUUCGGCUGGCAAUGCCAUCGCGAGCGCUGCCAAUGUCAACAUUGUCCAUCAGAAUGUCAGUAUACUUCUCAACACAACGACGGCACAAGAUAUUCUGGCUGAUCUGGGUAAACCAUCAAGGACAUUUUACAAAGAAGAGGAUAAAAUGAAGAUUCACUCGGUCACGGAUACGACACUAUUAUCGAAGUCAUCACACCCCAUUGAGUCUAAAUCCGGUGAUACAUCCACCACAGCAGCAGGCAGCGACGAUAAGGACAAAGAUCCUUCUCUAGUUCAGCCCACAGAUUACUUUUUCAACUAUUUCCACCUGGGUAUAGACAUCUUGAUCGAUGGAGGGUUGCAUGUAUGUAAGAAGAUUAUACUCCAUGGUAACGUGCCAGGUCAUUACGAUUUCCAAAGAUACAAGCGAUGUCCAUUUCAAAUCAUAUUUCCCAAGAAUACGAAUAAAAAGGCAGACACUGCGUCAUUAUUGGUGGAUGUGGAUGAUGAGAGUGAGACUACAGUUACUGCUGAUAUGAAGAUCACUGACAUUCAAGAGCGUAUCCCCUGGGAAACCAGCAAUGCCAUCAAAGACAAUACACCUCAGCAAAAGCCCGUUAUACUGACUCGAGGAUCAAGCGAACAAAACCCAUUUGGUUCCACUUAUCUUACUGGAUACGAUGAGGGAGUUGUCAUGGAAGUCAUGAAGAACGGCUAUGUGCCUACCGUUGUCUUGUUUUGA
This is a messenger RNA of Mucor velutinosus, 1500 nucleotides long. RefSeq lists its product as uncharacterized. The transcript is spliced from 8 exons. The coding region runs from base 1 to 1500 and encodes 499 amino acids. The record is from RefSeq and is a predicted model, not a curated record. Gene Ontology annotation, cellular component: trans-Golgi network. Gene Ontology annotation, biological process: Golgi to plasma membrane protein transport. Lineage: Eukaryota; Fungi; Mucoromycota; Mucoromycetes; Mucorales; Mucoraceae.